UUAUAUAUAAAUAUAAGAUUUUGCUUUUUUUUUACAUAGCGUUACCAAUCAAUUCGUACGAAGAAGAGAAUAAGUUAACAUUAGUAAUGGAAAAAAAAGAAUUAACAAAAGAAAAAUCGGACAUCCAACCAGAGUUUAAGAAAGUGCUUGAAGUGCUUGAAGCUAUGAAGUUACAGCUGGAAGAGUUACAUAUAAAAGUGUUGAAUAUAAGCAUAAUACUAGUUCAAUUAAAAAAUAAGCAAAGAUCUCCACGAAGCAAAAGUCACAGCCCACAGUCAAGAACUGCAGAUAACUUACGGAAAGACCUUGAAAAGUAAUAUAUACAGGGUGGACCAUUUUAAUCAAUCCACGCAAAUAUCUUAUAAAAUUGAAAAUAGAAGUGUCUAAUUUAAACAAAAAUACAACCAUUGAUGAAAAAGAACUGCGUAAAGAAAAGGUACGUAUUUCUAAUGAAAGAUAUCGGACGAGUGAAAACAUAAAAAAAGAAAUUGGACGAGAUAUUGAUAAUGCGAAUAAUGUAAUUUUUCCAAGAAAAAAAGCGAUUCCAGAAGAACAACUGCUAGACGAAAAAAACACGGACACAAGAAAAUAUACCUUUGGACACAAUGAAUCAAGAAGUUCAAUACAGCAAUAAUCUGCCGUCAAAUAUUGAAAGAAAAGAAUUGAAAGAAGAAAAACAAGACUAUGAUGAAGAUACAUUUUCAUCUAGAAGAACUCAAUCAUGUGAAUCAGAUAUUCAAGUAUCAUCAUCGUGUUCAGAAUUAGGCGCAAACUGGUAUCCUUCAUAUAGGUCUUACAAUAAUACUUGCAUGCGUUUUCCUGAAUCUAUACCGUACAGAACACCUAGACCAAUGUACAAAAUGCCUGAAUUGAUGUCGACUUACAGAAUGCCUGAAUCGAUGUAUAGAAUGGAUGAACCGAUGUCAAUGCACAGAAUGCCACGGCCUUUCUUAAUGCCCUGCCUUCCAGGAUCCCAAGGUCUUCCAUACCCUCCAAGACGGCCAGGCCAAUAUCCCGUGCAAUUUUCAUCGAAAAUGAGCAAUUGCCGAUGUUCGCUACCGUUUCAAUAAUCUCUAGUCCAGAAAAUUAGACUUUGACUUCAUAAAAAUUAUGACCAAGCUGAA
Nylanderia fulva is the source of this 1124-nucleotide messenger RNA. Lineage: Eukaryota; Metazoa; Arthropoda; Insecta; Hymenoptera; Formicidae. The record is from RefSeq and is a predicted model, not a curated record.